Messenger RNA from Ruditapes philippinarum (Manila clam), 3613 nucleotides. RefSeq names its product collagen alpha-6(VI) chain-like. Gene Ontology annotation, molecular function: calcium ion binding. NCBI's taxonomy places the organism in Eukaryota, Metazoa, Mollusca, Bivalvia, Venerida, Veneridae. Bases 1494 to 3101 code for a protein of 535 amino acids. The transcript has 7 exons. The record is from RefSeq and is a predicted model, not a curated record.
UGACUGUCAACCUGAUCGCAAUGUUACGUUUACAGUGCAAGGGUGACUUAAAACACAAUAAAAACAUAAAAGGAAAGGAUCGAGAGGGAAUAAAAAAGAUUGUCUGGUUUUGUAAAUUUUAACUUUUUUAUGUAAGUAAGCAUACAUGUAUAUUGCAUACAAAUCACAAAAAUCUUAGCUUUAUUUCAUAAAAAAAUCCACUUUCAUUUUUCAACAAUUCAUGUCUGUAUCUUUUAAGUGAUUAUUUAUAUUCGUAUAUGUGCUUUAAAGAUCCUGUAACACAAAUUUUUAUGGUUUAUAUCAUAAAUAUGAUGCUCACAUUAAGAUUUAUCAAUAUUGUAAGUUCCAAAAAGCACCUUUUUAUAAAGAUAUUACCGAAUUUAACAUUUCAUGGAAUUAAAGGAAUGUUAUAAAAAUUUAUUUUCUUUAAAGUCUAAGUCAAUUUUUUCAAUAAGAAGAAAAUGCAUAUAUUUUAAUGAUUACAACUAAUAUGUACAAAUAUUUGCAGUACAUAUUUUACAUAUUAUUCAAUGCUAGAAAACUGUUUUAUAAGCAAAAUUAUAUACAUAUAUAUAAUUUCACUUAAGUGUGGUAUACAAACUCAAUUACAACAUACAGGAUCUUUAAUAAACUGCGUUUUAACUAAAUUAACCACCAUGCUUCAAAGUGACACAAACACUUAAAAUAUGGCGACUUUCCAGCUUAUUUUCAUACAGAGGUAAGACCAGACUGACGUUAGGUAAAUGUAUAUAAAUUACAACCAUAAUAAAAUAUACUGGUAUCGUACUGCUAUUAAUCUUAAUUUGUUUAUAUUUUGUGUAUCAAAGUACUUAAAUUUAAGAGGUACGCAGCAUGCUAAUGGGGUAUUUCAAAUACUGCAUAAAAAAACCCAAGUAGGGAUGUAUCAUUUGAAUAGCGUAAUAAAUAUUGCUUAAAAAGUGUUGAUAAAGUUUUAAGUGUUUUAGUACGAACAUUUGUUUGAUGAAUAAUAAAAAUAUGUGAACUUCUUAUCAUCUGCUAUAUAAAUUAUACAUAUAUGUAUGUAAUAUCGGAUCAUCGCCAACAACAUUCAUAUAUGAUUUUUCUUGAUUUCUUGCUGUCUGAUUCGAAAUACUAUAAUGAUUGUAUCAAUAUUAUUAUUUCAUAAUUACUGACCAUCCAUAAAAGACCAAUUCACUUUAAACCAGUGCACUGAGGGUUGAAUUGAAAUGUCUAAAUGCGGCGACCAAAUAUUGGUUUGUUUAGAGAUAAUCUUAAAAAAGCAUGCAAUUCACUAAAAUUACAAUGUUUAUUCCAUAUCCAUUGCUUUGAUAACAAAUUGGCAAGGUCUUCAUGCAGCCAUUCAAAAGUAAUCACUCUGAACACUCGACUGAUAAAGACCUCAAUCAGGAAGUGAUCGACUGUUCUUUGGUUUUUCUAAUUUAAUAUUGCGUUAUCAAUUCUUAUCUGUAACAAAUGUCUGGAUUUUAAUUUGACAACAUUCUUCAAACAAGAUGUAUGUUAAAAAGCAGCAGAUACUAUUUCUCUUGUCUUCCCUAAACGUUUUAUUUGUGAGCGGUGGUGGACCACAUUAUUGCACUUCCGGCCAUGAUCCUUGCCAGAAUGGGGCAACGUGUAUCGCCAUAAGCAACGGACAUUUUUAUAUGUGUACGUGUAUGCCAGGUUUUACUGGGACUGAUUGCCAAUCAUUCGACUGCAGUAGUUCGAUAUAUUGUAAAAAUGGAGGAACAUGUUCCACUUUUAAUGGAGGUUCAAGAUAUACAUGUAAGUGUGGCAAUGGCUGGAUGGGUUCAAACUGUGAACAGAUUGAUUGCAGUAGUUCCUUAUAUUGUAUAAAUGGUGGAACAUGUUCGACUUUAAAUGGAGGUACAAAAUAUACAUGUAACUGUGCCGACGGCUGGAUGGGGUCAAAUUGUGAACAGAUUGAUGUUUGUACGCCAUAUAAAAAAGCCGACAUUGUAUUUGUCUUGGACACUUCCCUGAGUGAAGGUGAUGAUGGAUUUGAGAAACAGAAACAAUACGUCAAGAGGUUCAUAUCAAAAUACCAAUACCAAAUUGGGCCACCGAAUUAUCGUUACCAAUUUAGCCUAAUAACAUAUUCUCUACAUGCGACCGUCCACUUUUACUUCAAUACCUUCAACAACGAGACAGAUUUACAAAACGCGAUGGAUUUGUUAAAAGUUAAUUGUAGUGGUCCUAGUUUAGCUGGAAAUGCUUUGAAGAUAGUCCGAGGAGAUGUGUUCCAAACCUCUAACGGUGCACGAAAGGAUCCUGACGUUGAACGGUAUAUUAUGUUACUAUCAGAUGGACUUUUGUCGGAUGCGCCAGACACCAUCCUAGAAGCAAAUGUAUUAAAGGUCAAUGGCUUUAAGAUAUACACAAUUGGCAGCGGAAAAUCAAUACUUCAUGAGAACUUGUUAGAAAUAUCAUCAUUUAAUGAUUACGUAUUUCAUAUGGCAACAGAGGAUGGGAUACAAACACUUCUAAAACACACAAUGUUUGGUUGCAAAAAAUGUUCAUCAAAAGUAUCCGAUGUUGCGAUCCUAAUGGAUGUGUCAGCCAGUAUUAAACACCAAGAGCUGGAUAUCCAGAUCAGAGCCGUCAUACAUUUACUCGGGAUCACAAAAGUUGGACCAAAGGCUACUCAGUUUAGUUACUCUACGUUUACAGAGACAGUCCACAAUGUUUACGACUUCACAACAUAUAAGUCACGAGCCGAUCAAAUUGCUGAUAUUAGUAAGAAAACUAGGCAGACUAUUUCAACAACUGCAAAUUUAGCGAACGCGUUGAAUGAAUUAAAGCAAAAUGGAUUUUCAGCAGGGAGAGGUUCAAGACUAGACGCAAGGAAGAUCAUUGUGGUUGUUACCACCGGAAGUACGAAUGAUAUGAAACAGGUUUUAACAGAAACAAAUAAACUUAGGAACUCUGGGAAGAUAAUUGUAACUGUAGGUGCUGGGUUGAAUGCAAAUUAUACAAAUCUGUUGGAGAUAUCGUCAGACCCCGCCUUAACAUUUAUACUCGGUGAUGACGUUCAUAUUAACGUCAAAGUUUUAGAUUCCUUAAAAACGUUGCUCGAGUAUGAUGAAUGUUCACAUGUUUGAUUAUUGACGAUAUUGUUAGAUUUAACGUGAUACGAUUAAAGGCUUGCCUUUUGUUCACACGCACGUACGCACACACAUGCACGAGCACCUAUACGCUCGCACACACUCACGCACACACACAUUGAUAAAAAUUAUUCUUAUGCUCUAUUACGCAUGAGCUGAAAAUGUACAUAAACUAUUAUUUCUAAAUAUUUAGUUUUAGAAGUUGAAGUCGAUACUACCCUCAUUUUACGAUAUCUUUAGUAAAAAGCUAUUUACAUGUUUUCAAAGGUCGUUGACUUCAAACCACUUGCCCCUCACCGCUGUGGGUUCGAAUCCCGACAGGGACUUUGGAUUCUUUCAUGUGAGGAAGCUAUCCAGCUAGCUUACGGAACGUCGGUGGUUCUACUCAGGUGCCCGUUCGUGCCUGAGAUAAUGCACGGAAGGGCACCUGAGGUCUUCCUCCACCAGUAAAGCUGGAACGUCGCGAUAUGACCUAUACUGUGUCCAUGUGACGUAAAACCCAAAACAAA